This is a messenger RNA of Ipomoea triloba (trilobed morning glory), 1091 nucleotides long. RefSeq names its product AT-hook motif nuclear-localized protein 23-like. The record is from RefSeq and is a predicted model, not a curated record. NCBI's taxonomy places the organism in Eukaryota, Viridiplantae, Streptophyta, Magnoliopsida, Solanales, Convolvulaceae. Gene Ontology annotation, molecular function: DNA-binding transcription factor activity; minor groove of adenine-thymine-rich DNA binding. The transcript has 2 exons. The coding region runs from base 197 to 997 and encodes 266 amino acids. Gene Ontology annotation, cellular component: nucleus.
UAGACAAAUUUUUUAGAGUGACUUUAGGUUAUCUUGUCCCCUCUCCUUUCUCUCUCUCUCUCUCUCAUUCCUCUCUUUUUUCUUCCACUUUCUCUGCAUUCAUAUCCACUAGGUUUAUUUUUCUUCUGGUCUUUCAAUACAAAGUAGACAAAAAAAAAAAUUGUUUUCAUAUUAUCUAUAUAUACAUUAUCUUUGGAUGUUGUUUAUGGCUGGGUUAGACUUGAGCGCUGCUUCUCACUACGAUCAUCAACUUAACCUCUCGGAGUUCAAUCGGCAAAGGCUCCCACUUCACGAAAAUGAGGAUGAAGUUAACGACAACAACCAUUUUUCCGGCGACCACCGCCGUGGCAGUCUUGACUCACUACCCAACAACUCCGAUCCCGGCGAUAUCGGGACUCGCAGGCCACGAGGGCGGCCGCCGGGGUCGAAGAACAAGCCAAAGCCGCCGGUGAUCAUCGCAAGGGAGAGCGCAAACACCCUCAGAGCUCACAUCUUAGAAAUAGGCAACGCCUGCGACGUCUUCGACUGCGUCGCCACCUACGCGCGCCGCCGCCAGCGCGGGAUAUGCGUCAUGAGCGGCAGCGGAACCGUGACUGACGUCACCCUGCGCCAAUCCGCGGCCGCCGGGACGGUGGUGACGCUGCACGGCAGGUUCGAGAUCCUCUCGCUCUCAGGGUCGUUCCUGCCGCCGCCUGCUCCGCCGGGCGCCACCAGCCUGACGAUAUACUUGGCCGGCGAGCAAGGCCAGGUGGUCGGCGGCAACGUGGUGGGGGAGUUGAUGACGGCCGGCCCGGUUAUUCUCAUGGCCGCUUCCUUCACUAAUGUUGCGUAUGAAAGGUUGCCGAUGGAGGAGGAGGAGGAGGAAGAGGAGGCGCCGCUUAGCGACGGCGGCGGAAGCGGAAGCGGCGGAGUGGACAAUAAUAAUAACCAUUUUCCGGCGGACCCGUCUGCUGGGUUUCCGUUCUUCAAUAUGCCUACCUUUUGCUUUGGAGUUUAAUAAAAUUUUAGCAUUUGUUUUUUAAGGAUCUUUGUUAUAUAAAAAGAAUCUGCAUAUUUGUUUGUGCUAAUUAAGUAAUGAUCAUUUUUCUUCA